Messenger RNA from Ustilaginoidea virens, 456 nucleotides. RefSeq lists its product as uncharacterized. Bases 1 to 456 code for a protein of 151 amino acids. NCBI's taxonomy places the organism in Eukaryota, Fungi, Ascomycota, Sordariomycetes, Hypocreales, Clavicipitaceae. The transcript has a single exon. The record is from RefSeq and is a predicted model, not a curated record.
AUGGCCAUUCGAGAUCGUUUCCGUCGCGCCCUCCGCCGGUCCGAGGAGAACUCGGAUGCCAUCUCUCAGACAGAGAGCAACACGACGACAACGACAAACACGAGCGAUACGUCGUCCGUACACAAGUCGACGGCGAGCAGCAAGUUGGCAAGGACGUUUGCAUGGCAGCGACGCUCAAAAGACGAACCCGACAAGGAGGCGAAGCGGAACAGAAAGAACAGCAGGCUGCACCCCAGCCAGCGACCGCUCACGCUGCAGAACCUCAAGCAUCAAGAGAUGCUGAGCCAUUUCACCAUGACGUUUGGGGCCAGCGACCCCAGCCAGAUCGAAACGCUCAGCUUCGUCGGCGUCAGUCCGUGUUGCACUCGUGCGCCAAGCUUGGACAUGCAGAGGCAAGACACUAGGGGGUCCUCGCCGGCGUCGGACUUGCCGAAACCCGACUCGGACCGAGACUGA